Molecule: messenger RNA, 484 nt
Organism: Solanum tuberosum (potato)
Lineage: Eukaryota; Viridiplantae; Streptophyta; Magnoliopsida; Solanales; Solanaceae
Exons: 2
Coding region: 1-483 (160 amino acids)
Source: RefSeq, a predicted model, not a curated record
AUGGGGCAAGCAAAGGAAAUUUGCAGCGGAGAACAUUGGUAUCACUACCAAUGUAGAAGCAUAACUGAGAGCUAUUCUAGAGGCAAUUCAAUACUGUGUGAACAAGAAAAUGAGGAAAAUAAUCCUGGAAUCAGAUUCGUUAUUAAUGAAGAUUGGAAAGUGCUGUGGGUAAUAGCAGAGGAGUUUGAUGAGCUUAAACAUGAAAUGACAAAGCUUGAAUUCUACAGAAAAGAUGAUUAUGAGGUCGAAGAAAAGAAGCAAGUUGCUGCAGAUGUCUUGUUUCAAUAUUCAAACUUUGUUAUGGCCUGCAUUGGUAAUCAAGUUCGGCCUUGUAAUCUGAGGCUACAUUUGAUGAAAGAGGUCUCAGGAUUACCAACUUCAUUGAAGCAGGAGCGACGUGCAGCAUCCUCUCCCAAUGAAAUGGGAGAGUCUUCGAGCUUAGGCACUUCGAGACUUGAAACAGACAGCUUUAAAGGUCUCUAGA